AUGGCGGCGCCCAUGGACGAAAAACCGUCAAGAAGUAAACCCACUAAAUUACCACCAGAAAUUGAUCUAACGUCUCCUCAUUUUGAUGCAGCGAAAGCCCUAUUCUCAAGUCAUGUACUUUUGCCAUUUUCAUCUGCAAAACCACUUGACAAUUUAGCAAAAUUUGAGAGUUGGUCUAAACAGUCUUCGAAAAAAGAGGCCUCUUUCAGUCAUGGAAAUCCACCAAGUCCACGCAAGCCGAUACGAGCUGUGCCGGUGAGUCGGAAACCCCAGCAGCAACCAGCUUCCACUGAAUUAUCCAAACAUUCUGGAAGACACAGGAAUAAACUCAACAGAAAUGUGAUUACACGAAUGAAUGCAUAUCAAAAGGGACCUUUAAAUUUCCUGAGGGAGUGUGUGGAAAAGCGACAUGUUGUGAAAGUUUGGACAAGAGGUGCAUGUGAACUUAGAGGUUUCUGCACUGGUUAUCUUGUGGCAUUUGACAAAUACUUCAACCUGGCAUUGAUGGAUGUGGACGAAACCUACAGAAAACCAGUGAGUCGUGAUAAUCGCAUACAAAAACAUACAGAGAAAGUACAACUGCUGGAUGUUCCUGAUCCUCAGAAGGGAAAGCUGCUUGCUUACACCGAGGAACCAAGUAUUACACAGAUUACCUUCACCUCUCAGCAACAAUCAGUCAGUGAUUCCGUAGACAGUAAUGUGAAUGCUAUGGAAAAUCUGAAAAUCACAAAUAAGGGAAAGUCACAAAAAACUCCCAACUCAUCAGAAGAAAAGGACAGUAUAUCUUCUGUCAGCCAUUGUGUAGCUAGUACCACAACUGAUCGUGAAAAGUUAAUGCAGACCAAGUGUUCUCAGGACAUGCACCAAGAAAACGAAGAAAACAAAAAAGUUCCUGGGCAUUUAGAUAAGCUCUCUACCGAUUUAAGUGAGAGACAAAAUGAUGAAAGUAGGUCAGAUAAACAGACAAAGAAAGAAAAUAAAUUUUGUAAGAAAACAGAAAUCCAGAGUAAAGAUAAGGACAAGAUAUUAUCAUCAUUUGAUGCUGCCAAGGUGGCAAAGGUGUGGCAGGACACAGUGGCUAGAGAUAAAUCAAAACCUCCACUCAAACUCAAGUUCAGACAUGUUAAUCAGGUGUUUAUCAGAGGAGAUAAUGUAGUGUCUGUUAGCCUUGUGUACAAAUAAUUCUUCCUGUUAAUAAAUUGUUAUGUUUACACA
Messenger RNA from Ylistrum balloti, 1215 nucleotides. Its product is annotated as U7 snRNA-associated Sm-like protein LSm11. Gene Ontology annotation, molecular function: U7 snRNA binding. NCBI's taxonomy places the organism in Eukaryota, Metazoa, Mollusca, Bivalvia, Pectinida, Pectinidae. Gene Ontology annotation, cellular component: U7 snRNP. The coding region runs from base 1 to 1182 and encodes 393 amino acids. The transcript is spliced from 4 exons. The record is from RefSeq and is a predicted model, not a curated record. Gene Ontology annotation, biological process: mRNA 3'-end processing by stem-loop binding and cleavage.